CCUUCGUCACUUUUAAAUAUAAUUGACCCCACACACAAAGAACCUCCCAUCAACAACAACAACUUCCCAUCUAACCAUUUACUAUUUAAGGAAACCCAUCCUUUGAAUUUCUUUCCAAUGUGAUUUUACGUCGUAAAAUUCGAGUUCAUUCGCAUUCAUUCGAUACCCGCGACAUCUUCCUUAUCUCAUUCCAAUACUUACACGUUCUAUCGUAUCGCGAUCAAUGUUACGCUCAGACCUUUUCAGCGAUAUCUCCAGUCUCUAACGACUACCUAUUGAGUGUCGCCGCUUGGUCACCUAGUCGCUUAGUCGCCUAAGUCGCUCCUUUUCGCGAAGAACAUUCAAUUGCCGCCAUGGCCCCCAUUGUCGCUGCCGUUCCUCCACCACCUACGCCCAAAAUCAAACGGCCGCCACCGCCCGGUAUCCAGACAAAUGGAGUAUCAUCAUCCCAGUCAUCACCGUCGCCGAACAUGUCUGCCAAGCGCCCUCCACCGGCCGUCGCUAAGCAACAACUCGGCCAAUCUGCCAAUUCUGUUGCCCAAAAUGGCACGAAUGGAACUUCUCAUCGGCCAAACCCAGCCCGGUCAAGACGCGAUACCACCAGUCAUGCCCCCGGUCGUAAUCAGAGGAAUAACGCGUCUUUAAAGUCCGCUACCUUGGCUCCUGAUAUGACUCUGCACCAGUCAUUUGAACCCCGACCAGAAGUGGUUACCGAUGAUUACAUCCUGAAGAAGUAUGCUGGUCAACCUCCAUCGUUAAUACUACAUCUCCACCCCAACCAUUUUCGAUUCGACCAGCAAGAUAGCGUCUUCCCCUACAAAUCCCCGAUGAAGCUUUUCCUCGAUCAUGUUCGAGGCCGGACAAUACCUCAUGACAUGCUACAGGAUCUCAAUGAGGCUGGCGUUGUUUUUUACGAGGGCUGCCUAAUUGUGCAAUUACAUGACCACAAAACGCCUGCGCAAUCUAAAGAACUUGUGCGCCCGGCAUCCAAGUCUAACGCAGCUAAGCCUUCGUCUAUACAUAACUAUAACCCUUAUAUUACACCAUCCUCGUACGUUUCAUAUCCGAAAGAGAGCGCCGAAAAUGGACUUUCCGGAGCAGAUGUAAAACCCACCGAUGGUGAUCCUGGGGAUAAGGAGAACAUGCCGGCGCCGCCCGCGCCCAGCGAUGCGCAAAAGACCAAAGUGCCAUCAAAAGCGAAAGUAUUCACGGUUGUUCUACAUCCAACCCCACAAAGCUUACACGUCGACCUAAUGAUUAAGGCAUCUACGCCACGUAGCUCUGGAGAUGGCAAGAAUGGUGCAGAGUCUAGUGUUGUCCCUCCCACUCCGAUGUCUGCGGUACCACCCACCCCGACCGCUGUGAGUAUGCCGCCACCAGCUAAGAAGCAGAAGCGAGAGAAGAUGGAACUGGACCCGGGUAGCAUAUACGCCGCCGAAGCACAGAUUUUACUUGCGACCUCCGCUCCUCUACACCUAGAAGUUACCAAGAAUAAGGAAGAGGCCAUCGCUCUUUUGGAACAUAUGGCCGAUGCAUAUCACUCAGAGCCUCCGCCGAAACCGAAGACUCGAAAACGCACUGUGGCCGAAAGAGCCGCCGAUGAGGCCCUUGCAGCUGAGCAAGAGAAGUACAUGCUCACAUUUGACGAACGCCGCUCAGCCACUGUUAGCGGAGCUCAAACCGAGGCUGACGGCGCGGAUGGAAAUGAUCAACCCGGUACUAGUACUUUUGAGCCCCGCUUCGAAAGAUUCAAAGUGCUUGCCGAUAUCAAGAGGGCGCACGAGGAGAAGAAAGAGCAAGAGAAGAUUCGGCAAGCAGAGAAUGAACGCAAACUUCAAAUACAAAAGCAGGAGCAGCAGGCCGCCGCUCAAGUGCAACGACAGCAAGCCGAACAAGAAAGACUCCGUCGGGAAGAAGCUAGUCGGCAAGCCCAGCUACGGCAACAGCAGGAAGCACAGCGUCGUUCCAUGGCCCAACAACAAGCCCAGGCUCAAGCUCAAGCUCAGGCCCAGGCCCAGGCCCAGGCCCAGGCAGCUCAAUCACCGCAGAACAAGCCGAUGAACCAAAUCCCACAGCCAUCACAUGGUCAUCCGGCACAGAACGGGAUGCCCACCGUUGGCGUUCCGGGCCAGGCUCCUCACAGAUUCCAGCAGGUUUCGCAACCGCCUGCCUCAUCUCCAGUCGUCCGCCAGAAUACCCCCCAAAACAUGUCAAGUCCUAUGGUUGGCAACGUUCCCAUGCAACAGACCAAUUCUGGCAUGGGAGCUACCCCCCCGCGGUCGGCCUCAGUGACACAAGCUCACGGGCCAAUGUCCGCUCCCAUGGCGGUUAGCAUGUCCGGCCGAGGCAGUCAAAGUCAGCAGAGCCACCACUCGAACACGCCCCGUAUGACGAAUGCGACGCCACAAAUGCAGCACGGUACCCCCAACAGCCGAUCGAUACCUACUCCCAGAAUGACACAAGCUAGCCCACCACCUGGCAUGAUGGCCCAGAAUUCACACAUGGGCCAAAUGCUCAUGGGCAAUCAGAACAUGGGCCAGCCUGCGCAAAAUACUUUCUAUGCUGCUCAAAUCGCUGCUCAGCAGCGAAGAAUCGCGCAACAUCAACAGCUACAAGCGAUGCAGAAUGUCAACACGAUGAACGGGCAUAACAACCCACAGAUGCAUAAUUCGACAAUGCAGCAGCAGUUCCUGCGGCAGCAAAUGCUGAACAUGAACAUGCAGAAUCCGAACAUGAUGAACGCUGCUCAGCAAGCCCAGAUUGCACAAAGAUACCAGCAGCAGCUCAACACCCUACAGCAGCAGCAACAGCAACAGCAGCAACAGCAUCAGCAAAUGCAAGCACAGAUGCCCAAUCAGCAAAUGAGUAAUCCGAACAUGAUGCAUGCGGCCAAUGGCAUGAAUCCCGCCCAAAUGGCAGCCAUGCAGCAGCACAUGCAGCAUCAGUUGCAACAGCAGGGGCAGCAGGGAUUGGCCAAUAACCCACAAGCCCAGAUUCGGCACAGGCAGGCUAUACUGUACCAGCAGAAUCUCCCCCAGCUCUUGGAAAGAUUUGGCGGACCUGCGAAUAUCCCGCCCGACAUACACAAUCAGUUUAAACAGACGUGUUACAAGAAGGCAUAUGAGCAGGUUCAACAAGAUACUCAACGACGUCGGAUAGCAGCGCAAAACAUGCAAAAUGGGAUGCAAAAUGGGAUGCAAAACGGGAUGCAAAACGGGAUGCAAAACGGGAUGCAGAAUGGCAUGCAGAAUGGCAUGCAAAACGGCAUGCCAAAUGGGAUGAAUGGAAUGAUGCAGCAAGGCAUGUAGAGGGUGGUGGUAUCAAAGGUACCUCACGACAUUGGAGAUUGAAGAUUAUUAUCUCCUGAAGUGGCCGGAAGCGAGCAGCGAGUGUCAGAGCUGCAUUUUACGACACAACUUCGAACCUGUACAAACCUGAUGUCUUCGCUACAGUUUUCACGCAUCGCUUUAGUAGCAGAAGUCUUGAUUUUUUAUUUUAUUUAUUUGGGAUUGGGGCCAAGCCAUAUCGGAGUUGAGGACGGGCUAUUGGCAUUUUAGCUUCAUGCCUUCAUUGCUUUUAUGAUUCAGUGUCAUUGUUGUAAGCCAUUACAACUUGGUGGCUUGGGCGUAUUCCAGUAUACCCAUAUUGACUUUUACGGAGUUCUGAUUUUCACGGCAUCACGAAUAAUGGGAGGAGGCAUUGUAGGUGGUAGUCGUCCACCUCAUGGCGUAUGAUAUCUUUGUACUUGGUACAGUCGUCUUUUGGGUUUAACUAGGUACCUAGGUAUACUAGUAUUCACAUUACAUACUUAUGAAAUGGCUCAUUGCCUUUCAAUUGAAUAUACAGGUCACAGGUGUCUUGUUUAUCUAGUCACUUCCAUUGUUGAUCUUGGACAAUUUUUUUAAUGUACAAAAUUAGAGAAGUGUUUGAAUAGGGGGUAUCACGUGACUCUCUACAUGGCGCAAGUACAUAGUAGAUAAUAGUUAGC
Molecule: messenger RNA, 3988 nt
Organism: Hypoxylon fragiforme
Lineage: Eukaryota; Fungi; Ascomycota; Sordariomycetes; Xylariales; Hypoxylaceae
Product: Spt20 family-domain-containing protein
Exons: 3
Coding region: 354-3308 (984 amino acids)
Biological process (GO): regulation of transcription by RNA polymerase II
Cellular component (GO): SAGA complex
Molecular function (GO): transcription coregulator activity
Source: RefSeq, a predicted model, not a curated record